Pochonia chlamydosporia 170 is the source of this 672-nucleotide messenger RNA. RefSeq names its product LamB/YcsF family protein. The transcript has a single exon. The record is from RefSeq and is a predicted model, not a curated record. NCBI's taxonomy places the organism in Eukaryota, Fungi, Ascomycota, Sordariomycetes, Hypocreales, Clavicipitaceae. The coding region runs from base 1 to 672 and encodes 223 amino acids. Gene Ontology annotation, biological process: carbohydrate metabolic process.
AUGCCGCUGAUUGACGCUGCAAACAUAGCAUGCGGGUUUCACGCUGGCGAUCCUACCAUCAUGCUCAAAACAAUUCGUCUGUGCAAGAAACACGGCGUCAGAGCUGGUGCGCAUCCCGGACUCCAAGAUCUAUUUGGCUUCGGGAGAAGAAAGAUGGAAAUAGACCCCGGAGACAUGUACGCCAUGGUUCUCUAUCAAGUCGGCGCUCUCAAGGCAAUGCUGGACUCAGAAGGUGUACCGCUGUCUCACAUAAAACCACACGGUGAACUCUUCUUCUACAUGCAGAGGGACAAGGCUAUCAUGAGAGCAGUGCUAGAAGCCUGUGCACCCUUCAAUGUCCCGGUGUAUGCGUGUCAGAAUCCAGAGCAAGAAGCCAUGUGCAACGAGAUGGGAAUUCCUUUCCAAGGAGAAUUGUACGUGGAUAUUGACUACUCGCCAGAGGGGAAACUCGUGCCUGUGUCUCAGUCUCGACCUUCUACGCCGGAAUUGUGCUAUCAUCGGGUCGUUGAGGCUACGAGUAGAGAUACAGGGACGGAUAUCAAUGGUACGCAGUUUACUUUUGGAUUUCGUGGGAAACCAUUUAGUAUUUGUCUUCAUUCGGAUGUGCCUACUGUUUUGGAGAAUGCGCAGAGGGUGCGCAAGGCGGUGGAUGAUGCCAACAGGAUGAGAUAG